Neurospora tetrasperma FGSC 2508 is the source of this 255-nucleotide messenger RNA. RefSeq lists its product as uncharacterized. The annotation marks the transcript as partial. The record is from RefSeq and is a predicted model, not a curated record. The transcript has a single exon. Lineage: Eukaryota; Fungi; Ascomycota; Sordariomycetes; Sordariales; Sordariaceae.
GAUGCCAUGUCACCAAGGAUGGUCGGCUGUUGACGUGUUCAAAGGCAAGGAAGGUUCGGCAUGUGAAGGCGAUAAUGAUCGAGAACGAGCUACAGGCGAUGACGUCGUGUUAGGGUACUUUCUGUUUCAGCACCGCGAAAUCGACAGUGCUUGGGAUCAUAUCAUGGAUGUCGAUGUUGAUAGUUGUCAAGGGGUGGCCGACAUCAGCAGCAGAACCGAAAGGAUGUGGAAAAGUUCUCCGAAAAUGAAAUAACC